Messenger RNA from Penicillium canescens, 261 nucleotides. RefSeq lists its product as uncharacterized. The coding region runs from base 1 to 261 and encodes 86 amino acids. The record is from RefSeq and is a predicted model, not a curated record. The transcript has 2 exons. NCBI's taxonomy places the organism in Eukaryota, Fungi, Ascomycota, Eurotiomycetes, Eurotiales, Aspergillaceae.
AUGCUUGAGUCAGUGGAUUCUGAACACUGGAAACACCAUCAGAGGCUUCUGAUACUCGAGUUUAUACCACUGGACGAUGACGCAUGUGUCUACACCAAGGGCCAGAGCAAGGAAAUGAACAGUCUCAUUGUCCAUGUCGAUAAUUCCAUCAUUGCGGCUCCUUCGGACGCCGAAGUCUUCCUGGGAUGCCCCCGAAGCCGAAAUUACGAUGCGGGAACCAUUGCUAUGCGCCAGACCGCUUAUGUCCUUGAAACCUUGUAA